This is a messenger RNA of Carica papaya (papaya), 6194 nucleotides long. The record is from RefSeq and is a predicted model, not a curated record. NCBI's taxonomy places the organism in Eukaryota, Viridiplantae, Streptophyta, Magnoliopsida, Brassicales, Caricaceae.
AAUACAGCCAUGUAAAUUUAACACCUACCAUACACGAGCACACACACAUAUAUUCACCAAAAAAAUAUAAUCUUCGCUUUUUUUUCUUUUCUCCAUCUCAAAAUCCACUCCGCUCCGGGAUUCAGGGUGUUAUUCGUUUAUCUCGCUCUGGCUUCGAUCCAGAACCGGAAAGUUUAUGCGAAUUUGGAAUCUGAUACGAUUCGAGGGUUUCGUUGUUGCAGUGUGUUGGGACCAUUCGUGGUCUUUGGUUAAUUUGAGUUUGAUUAGGGUUUCGCCGAUCUAAAUUUUUGUGGUGGCGAUUCUACUGCGGUAUUAUCCAAGAUGUUUUGGCGCAUGGCAGGAUUGUCCACGGCGUCUCCUGUGGAGGCGAUUUUGGAUAAAGAGAACUAUACAAUGGAGGAAUUACUUGAUGAGGAUGAAAUUAUUCAAGAAUGCAAGGCCCUUAAUGGACGCCUUAUCAACUUUUUGCGUGAAAGAGUUCAGGUUGAACAACUUAUUCGAUAUAUUGUGCUAGAACCUCCUGAGGAUGCUGAAAAGAAGCGGACUUUCAAGUUUCCUUUCAUUGCUUGUGAGAUUUUUACUUGUGAAGUUGACAUCAUACUCAAAACACUGGUGGAGGAUGAGGAGUUGAUGAACCUGUUGUUUUCUUUUGUGGAGCCAAAAGACUCUCAUAGCACACUGCUUGCUGGGUACUUCAGCAAGGUUGUCGUAUGCCUGUUGCUGCGGAAGACAGUUCCUUUUAUGCAUUAUGUAAAAAGUCAUCAGGGAAUUGUGAGGCAGCUAGUUGAUCUGAUUGGCAUUACAUCAAUUAUGGAGGUUUUAGUGCGUCUUAUUGGUGCUGAUGAACAUAUAUAUGCAAGUUAUCCAGAAGCAAUGCAGUGGAUGGAAGAAACAGAUGUUCUGGAGAUGAUUGUAGACAAGUUCAGCUGCUCAGAUUGCCCUGAGGUGCAUGCUAAUGCAGCUGAAACUCUUUGUGCUAUAACACGAUUUGCACCUCCCGGUCUUUCUACAAAAAUCUCCAGCCCAAAUUUUAUCGGAAGAUUGUUUAAAAAUGCUUUGGAAGAUUCACGACCGAAGUCUGUUCUAGUUAACUCACUAUCUGUGUGCAUCUCUUUGUUAGAUCCCAAGAGGCUAACCUUGGGGACAUACCAUACAUACAACCGCCAACUAACUCAUGGAUCUACAAUAACUGUUAAUUCUGAUACAAUUGAGGGAAUGUUGGAGAGCCUAGGUGAGCUUCUUUACUCAGUUGUUGCUAUGUAGUUUUAAGUAUUGUUGCAACAUCGCACAUCCAUAUCUUAGUUCUUUCCUUUUUUGCUUAUUCACCUUCCCAGAAAAUAUCUUUUGUUACAUGGACAAAUAAACAUCUUUGAAGAAUGUAUAAACACAAAAACUAAAUUUUUAGCAUGUUUUGUUAUUUAUAUUCCAGAUUAGAAAUUUUCUACUCUUGCAAAUCAACUAUUUGGUACGACCUUUCUUAAUUUGCAAAUGCAUUGUGUUUAUCUAUAAUCUAUAGUUUCUAGAGUAACAUAUGUAAAAUAUAAAAUAAGAAACUUAUGAUGUCUUCAAACGGGGACAUCUUCAAUUAUGAUUACUUCUAGCAUUAUGUACUUUUGGCAUCUUUUGGUGACUAGGUAGGGUAGUCUGGAGUAAUUUAUCCUUUUAUGUGAUGCUUACCCUUCCAUAUGUUUGGUUAAGUAAAUAACUGAUUUGGAUAAUGUAGAAGACCAUAUUACUAUUUCCUUACUUCAUAUUAAUAAUAGCAGUAGCUGUGGCAGUAGAGAUGAUGGUGGUGGUAGCAAUAGGGCCAACAGCGGCAGUGACAAUAAUGGUGGUGAGAGUGGUAUCUUGACAGUGUGGGGAGAGUGUCGAUGGUGGCUAUAAAGGAAGUUGCUUAUUUUUUCUUUUGCUCCAUAAAAAGUAAUAACUGAAAGAAGAAAAGAAAACUAAAUUAAGUCCUAACUUAUGUCUUGUGAGCCAAUAAAACACUUAAGUGAUCAUUUGUUUUUGAAAGAUUAUUUAUUUUCUUAACAGUUGUUAAAUCAGAAUGCUUUUUUUUUGUAGUUGUAAAUUUUAAAGAGAAGGUAAAUUAGGUUGAAGGGUAUAAGAGUAAGUUGCACUCUUUGUGAUUAAUUAUUUUUUUUCUUUUUAGUCCUUAAAAACCUCUUUAUAUAACACUGUAUAUUCAAUAGAUUCUAUAUCAAACCAUUUUUAACAUGUUAUCAGAGAUUUAAAUUAAGAAAUUCCAAACUCUUUUACAAAUCCUAUUCGGUUUUCAUUGCCUUAAUUAGAAAACCCUAAAAUGGGCCAACUUUUAUUGCUAGCCACCACAACCAUAGCUGCCGGCCACUACAGACUAGCCACUUCCAUCACAAGCCAAAAUAGUAGUUGGCGAUCUCCACCACGGCUGACCUUCAUUUCUGGAUCUAGUUUUCCCAGCCAAGUCACAUUCAUUGUCUGAUCCAGUUUGCCAAAUCAAGUCGCGCACAACCUUAGACGCGGUCACACAGUUGUAUAAUCCGCCUUGGUGCACAACCCUAGUCACCACAAUCUGAGUAUUUCUUAGCCGUGGUCGCCUUCAGUCAUGACCUCCAGAUGCGACACUGCUUUUUUUUUUGAGAUAAAAGUGAGAAAAUGUAUUAAAAAGGCACCAAGGGAAUGCCACUCGUAUACGAAAGAUUUACAGAUCAAUUCUUGUAUCUACAAUAGAAACAAAAUCAACAAUACUACCAAAGUUGUAUUCAAGAACAAUAGACCCAAAAAGGUGCAACCAUUUAUCCUUGAUAGCGACAAAAUCCGAUUCUUUACCUCAAAAGCUCUGCUGUUCCUUUCUUUCCAAAUAAUCCAAAAGAUAAUCAAAGGAAUAGGUGACCACUAGAUUCGACUUCAUUGUUGCAGUGUUGCUCUCUGUCAUGACCAGGCAUGACCUCCAAACAUGAGGAAAAACCUAGCCACGCAACUCUCUGUCGCACCAGAUGCGACCACAGUAUUUGGUCCAACAAUGCACAAUUCUUUGUUGGCACUUAAUCCGUGCAAAGUUCUCUUGGUCACCCUUUUCGUGACCAGACGCGAGCAACUUCCUGGGCGCAAGAGCUCCAUUUGCUAGGAGCUCUGAAGUGACAAGAUGAGUCACAUCUGUAGAGGCGACAAAUGAGCAGAUGCAGACAAAUGACCUGCCUCUCCUUCCACAGCUCGAGUUGACUUAGUGAGUUUUUGUUUUUAAUCUGAAGUUGAGUCAGUAAGUUCCUAAUCCCAGUUGACUCUGUCAAUUCCUAGUCCAAGUUGAUUUAGUGAGUUGACUCAGUGACCCAAGGUAGAGCCAGAUUAGUUGCAAACUGCAGAUUCGCUCUUUACUACAUGUUCAAGGUAAAAUCCUUCUGAUAAUUAUUUUAUUUUCGACUUCAAUUACCAUAUAAUUUUUAAAGGAUGUUGGAGGUAACAUAUUAAAAUACUGGAGUAUAUUUCCACAUGGGAAAUUCCACCAGCGAUUUUCAGCCAAUUCAAGCUGCCUACUGGCUCAUAUGAAAAGAAUAUCUGAGCUUGUUUCAAUUAAUUCUGACCGCCCUAAAAGUAAAACAGAAGCUUAGUCAUUUUCUGGGUAUUGAGCCGGAACCUGGAGGCCCUACAUUUGAUGCCCGGGAUGAAAGAGAUUCAAUGGCCAUGACAUGGCUCUGGAACUCUAUGCCUCCAGUAAUAAGCAAAACUGUAAUGUUUCUUUCCACAACAAAGAAGGCGUGGGUUGUAAUUGGUGAAACUUACUCUAAAGUCAAGGACGUAUGCACAAAUUUAUAAGUUGAUGGUCAAGACAUGGUCUAUGAAGCAAGGGGUUAGGAUAGUAAAUGAAUAUCUUAAUAUCUUAAAAAACUGGUGGCAAGAACUGGAUGAAUACUAUAGCCUGACCAUGGAUUGUAGCAGAGGUAUGGUCUGUCUCAAAAGAUUUGUAGAAAAAGACCAUGUACAUUAACUUUUGGCAGGACUAAAUCCUGAGUAUGUUCAAGUGCUAAUCCAUAUCUUGGAAAAAGAAAUGUCAUUACUCAGUGAGGUAAUUUCCAAUAUAACAUCGGAAGAAAGCAGGAAAGAGGUCAUGCUAGAAUCUCGCUCCACUAAUCGUUCAACCCUGAUCUCACGAGGUUUCAUAUCUCGUCAGCAAUCAAAGGAAGUAAGUUACCUUGUGAACUCAACUUUGGGAGCAGAUAGUAGAGACAAUCUUUGUUUCUUAAAAAUGUUUCUAAAAUGUUGAAAACUGCAUGACAAAGUUCAAUACCUACAACACAGAGUGUGGACACAAGAAUACAUAAUGUCUUAUUUCUCUUAUUAUCUUUUGGGUGCUGUAGAAAGAAAUGAAUCGAAGUACUUUUGAAAGGGUGGUAGAGGAUUUUGAUAUGGUUAGAGUUAGAUGGUAUCAAACCUUGGGUUUUUUAGUUACGGAUAACUCGUUAUACUCUAUAAAGGAUUUUGGUAACCUUAUCGAUUUUAUGGUUGACAUGUAAAUAUCUUUUGUAUAUGGUUUGUGGUUUGACAUCCCAUUAAUGUUUGUAAUUAACGAAUACAUACUAUACUUUUUAUCUCAAAAAAAUACGAGAUGCUAGCACAUGUCAGAAUAUGUGGAUGCUAACUAAUAAACUUUUCUAUAGAGUAGGUAAAUGGUUGUUAUUAUUGCAGAGCUUAAAGCCAAUAGAUUGAAUUGCUAUUAAGAAAAAUCAAAGGGUAAAACAACUGCACAUUUUCUGCAAAAAAAAUCAGAAACCCCUUAAGUCAGAUAGCCUACAGAAAACCCUUCAUUUUAAGAAUCAGGAAAUUUUAUUUUAACAUUAAAUCUAUAUUUGCAACCUUAAUGGUAGUCACUGUUGAAAUUUUGUUAUGCCACUUUAGUUUACUUUUGGUACAUCUCCAUAAUUUUUGUCAUAUUAGCGUAAAUAUUUCCGCAUCAGCUCAUAUGUGGCUAAAGUACUGCCCUUUCAAACUAAAAAAAUUGUCAAAAAAGAAAACCAGUUAGACUGGUUGCCUGAUGGUUGGGCAGGUCCCGAUACUUAAGCUACCAGACCAUGCAAGGAAUAUUUGGCCUGCUUCCAGUGUGGAGGGAGUAGGAAGGUGCUAUAUUAACUUGUAAGAUAAGGUGGUGCUGUUGAAGAGGGUGGCACAAAUUCCACAGUUGGAGAAGUGGUUGGUGGGUGUUUGGAUGCAUAAUAAAUAAGGCGAGCUUGAUGACAUUGGCUGAUGGGGAAGAGUAAAUCAGUGGCUCAUGGCAGCCUGUGCAGCUAUGCUUCAUUCUAAAUCUGUAGUUUAAUCCUCUUUGGUUCAUAUGUAUUUGAAUAACAUCCAAAAUAGGAAUGCCUAGGUUGUUAAAUAGACAGAGGAGCAGUUGGCCUGGUGAUCUGGUUAGGUGAUCAGGAUUGGAUGCUUUGCCUUUUUGUUUUCCAUUUUCCUAUGCAUUUUUAGUAUUCGUUUUGAAAUAAAUGCUUUACUUUCGACAUAAUUAUUAAUUGAAACCUGUUUUAUAUAAAAUUGAAAGAAGAGUAUGUAGUAUGAAGACAAGAGUAAAUUUGUAAAAUUUUGGGCUAUAGUUCAAAUAUCUAUCAAAUGAAUGGAGUGUAUUAUGGUGUUUUAACUGUUAUUAUAACUUAAAAGCAUAAUGUCACAGGGAUUUUGCAGGUUUCUAUCAACAGUUGGUACCUUUCUGCUAGCUACUAAAAUGGAGGUGGUUCUGUAGAUUUUCCUUGUUAUAAUAGAUUCAUCUGUAGCUUGGGAUUAAGAUUCUCAGUGUCAUUGGAUAGUAAUAAAACAAUUAGGAACUCUGAUAAAUUUAGGCAUGUCUGAUGAUGAUUCUGAGUUGUCGCUAAGCAUGGCUUUUAGUAAGUGAUUCACCUUAUCUAUGUAUUCUGCAAUGGGGAUGCAAGUUUUCCCAGAUGCCUAUUUUUGUUUUUAACUAUUCCGGUUCUUAAUUUGUUUCAGAGUGAACUUUAUUCUUCAGUAAGGUUUUUGGAAACAUGAAUGCCACGUUAAUAUUUUCCAAGUAAUAGGAAAUAUCUUUGAUGGAUAGGCUUCUUCAAGAAUCUGUUCCUAGUGCUGGUCAUUGGGCAUCAAACAGACAUCCAAAAUUGCUACAUUUUGAAGAAUUGUUUCUAUCAUGUAGUUGUUGUAUAUUUUCAACUUGUAGUACAGGAUGCUAUCUUGUCAUGAUGCAACGAGGAAAA